CCGCCGUCGGUUCCGCCCGGCGCGGUUCCGGUUCCGGUUCCGGCGUGCGGACAGGAGGACAUGGCGGCGCUCGGACGGGUGUCCCGCCUGCUGCUCGGCGCGGCCGCCCCGCGCUCCCUGCCGGCGCGCGGCAUGGCGGCGGCCGCGGCACACGAGGAGGGCGGAGCCCGCAUGUGGAAGACCUUGACGUUCGUGGUGGCGCUGCCCGGCGUGGCCGUGUGCAUGCUGAACUGCUACCUGAAGGCCCAGCACGAGCACGAGCGGCCCGAGUUCGUGCCCUACGCCCACCUCCGCAUCCGGACCAAGCGUUUCCCCUGGGGUGAUGGGAAUAAAACUCUGUUUCACAACCCCCACGUUAACCCUCUCCCAACUGGUUAUGAAGAUUAAAACCAAGAUCCUGACAACAGCCAGAACUUUGGCUCUCCCCAUCUUGAACCAGAAUGUUGAGUGGGAGCCGUUUCUGGGGUCACAGUUUCAGAAACUCUGUUUCCUCUGCGAUGAAGCUGAGUGGUGUUGUGGCCCCCGUGUGUACCUGUGAUGGGGUCCUUUAAAUAAACAGUUCUGAACGUGA
Messenger RNA from Pyrgilauda ruficollis (rufous-necked snowfinch), 571 nucleotides. Its product is annotated as cytochrome c oxidase subunit 6A1, mitochondrial. Gene Ontology annotation, biological process: mitochondrial electron transport, cytochrome c to oxygen. The transcript is spliced from 3 exons. Bases 61 to 387 code for a protein of 108 amino acids. The record is from RefSeq and is a predicted model, not a curated record. Gene Ontology annotation, cellular component: mitochondrial inner membrane. NCBI's taxonomy places the organism in Eukaryota, Metazoa, Chordata, Aves, Passeriformes, Passeridae. Gene Ontology annotation, molecular function: enzyme regulator activity.